Salvia splendens (bonfire salvia) is the source of this 761-nucleotide messenger RNA. Its product is annotated as signal recognition particle 14 kDa protein. Bases 267 to 587 code for a protein of 106 amino acids. The record is from RefSeq and is a predicted model, not a curated record. The transcript is spliced from 4 exons. Gene Ontology annotation, cellular component: signal recognition particle, endoplasmic reticulum targeting. Lineage: Eukaryota; Viridiplantae; Streptophyta; Magnoliopsida; Lamiales; Lamiaceae. Gene Ontology annotation, biological process: SRP-dependent cotranslational protein targeting to membrane. Gene Ontology annotation, molecular function: endoplasmic reticulum signal sequence receptor activity; 7S RNA binding.
AUUUGGAAAAGCGGAUAGCCCGACCUGAAUCGGGUCAACUGAUGGAGCUAAAAUCUCAAAAUUCUCAGUCGCAACAGAGCACGCGGAGAAAAAAACCUCACAUUUCAGACCAAGUUAUCUCCGCCAUCCGUUGCCGGUUACAACAUGGUAAUUUUCAACUGUAUCACUAUCUAAUGCUUGUAUUCUUGUGGGAAUAUCUCUCUGACCGAGCGGUAUCAUACUAGGUACGGCUACAGCCUGAUCCCUUCCUCAAUGAGCUCACCAAUAUGUUUGAGCGGACUACAGAAAAGGGCUCUGUGUGGGUUACUUUGAAGCACUCUUCUGACAAGUCCAAGGUUAAGAGGAAUAAGAUGAAGACAGCUGGGGAAAAGAUUGAAUUUAAGUGCCUCAUUCGAGCUACAGAUGGAAAGAAGACUAUUUCAACAAUGGUCGGUCCAAAAGAUCACCAACGUUUCCAGUGGAGUUAUGCAACUAUCUUGAAAGCCCGGAUGACUGCCUUGAAAAAGAGGGAGAGGAAGGACAAGCGAAAGACAGCAGAUUCUGAUAAAAAGCAGGACCUGAAGAAGCAAUCCAAACCCUCUAACUAAACUGGAGUUGCUUGAAUGUUUUUCUUUUUAUCGUUUAUAUUGUAUCAAUACAUCGAGUCAUGUGAUAUUAAGAAAUCUUAACAAUUUUUGCGAGGUUUGAUGAUAUAACUUUGUUCCAGGUUCGAGUCAUACGAUAUUAAGAAAUCUUAACAAUUUUUGCGAGGUUUGAUGAUA